Owenia fusiformis is the source of this 1658-nucleotide messenger RNA. The record is from the annotation of a GenBank genome assembly. NCBI's taxonomy places the organism in Eukaryota, Metazoa, Annelida, Polychaeta, Sabellida, Oweniidae.
AUCGAGCAAAUCAAAAUGUCGGCAGCAUUUUUUAUCGCUUGUGCUCUUGGACUUUCAGUUAGAUUGUCGCUUUAUAAGUCAUCUGUGUGUGAGUGGAUGGCUUCCAGACCAGAGGUGAUUACCCCAAGUACAUCAUGGAAUCGAGUAACUGAAGGUAUGGCUCUUAGAAAGAUGGGUGUGUCACCUUAUGACGGAGAUAUUCUACAUCAAACUCCUCUCAUGAUGAGAUUUCUGGAGAGGUUGAGUUCAACAUUUGGAGAGAAGUCCAUCCACAUUCCUUUUAUCUCAUGUGACAUUCUCACUGCUGUAGUGCUGCAUGCAACUGCCAGAGCUCUCAUCAAGUAUAUAAUGCAUAACCAGCCACAGAAAGAAUCAGAAUUAAAACUACAAACCAAAGAUUUUAGACUCACUGGCCUUAUUGUAGCUGUUGCGUAUCUGUUUAAUCCAUAUACCAUAGCAACAUGUUUAGCCAAGUCAACAUCUGUGUUUGACAAUCUUCUGUUAGCCACAGCUCUUCUCUUCACCGUGAAAGGAAAGAGAAGCAUGGCAACACUGUUUAUAGCAGCAUCAGCCUAUCAGACACUCUACCCAAUCAUGUUAGUAGUACCAGCAGCCAUGUUAUUUGCUCAAAAAGACAGCAACACAAAGGGCAAUGAUAAAAAGAGCCCUGUUGUGUCAUACAUGAAGACUGCGUAUAUAUUUGUGAUCUGGUUGGCAGCUCUUCCCUUCCUGUCUCAUUAUCUUGAACGCUCCAGCUGGGCGUUUAUACGUAGCACUUAUGGUUUUAUAUUAACAGUCCCAGACUUGACACCAAAUAUUGGGGUGUUUUGGUACUUCUUCACAGAGAUGUUUGAACAUUUCCGCCUCUUCUUCAUCUGUGUUUUCCAGAUCAAUGCAUUCCUUUAUACAGUACCUCUAGCUAUUAGACUACAGAAACAUCCAGUAUUUUUCCUAUAUAUUCUGCUCCCAAUAAUAGCCGUGUUCAAGUCCUACCCCUCAUACGCUGACACAAUAAUAUACAUAGCUCUACUUCCAGUAUGGGCACACACUUAUAAAUAUAUGCGCAACACAUUUGUCGUAACUGUGAUGUACAUAGUGUGUUCAGUGGUUGCACCUAUAUUGUGGCAUCUCUGGAUCUACGCAGGCAGUGCAAAUGCCAAUUUCUAUUUUGCAAUCACUUUAGUCUACUCUACAGCUCAAAUAUUCCUGAUGACAGAUCUAUUGUUUGCCUUUCUUAGGCGGGACUAUGAUGUCAUACAUGGCACCAAUCAGCUUCAAGCAGAUGGAAAACCUGCAAAAAUUAUCCUCGAUUGAAAGCUCAGUUUAACAAGUCAGAUUCUGUGUAAUUCACGAAACAAGAUAUACAAGAUAAAGGAAAAGGCAUUGUGCAAUUGCAAGCAAAUUGAUAGAUUCAGCAACGGGUUCAUGUGUCUGCAAGUUUAUUAGAACAAUGUGAUACAUUUGAACAAGAGAAGCAUGGCAGUCUAGUAAAUAUAGAUUGUACAGAAGUGCAACUAUUGGAUGUACUUAACAGUGCCUAUGAUGUGUGACCAAGGUGCAUGCUGGUUAACUGAAUAGUGCAUAACUGAGGCACUUGGGAAGCGUCCUCUUGUAAUGAAAAUGGAUACCUGAGAAGUGAUACUUUGUAAUUGUGUGAC